Molecule: messenger RNA, 1439 nt
Organism: Nematocida parisii ERTm1
Lineage: Eukaryota; Fungi; Microsporidia
Exons: 1
Coding region: 1-1434 (477 amino acids)
Cellular component (GO): small-subunit processome
Molecular function (GO): snoRNA binding; protein binding
Source: RefSeq, a predicted model, not a curated record
AUGCAUGAAGGAAGGUUUACAUACGAAGAGAAAGAGAGUCAAAAGCCAGAUUCACAGAUCAGCACAACAGUCCUAAAUGCAUUAAUAUACGAAUAUUUAAUAAAGAAUAGUUAUACAGGAUCAGCAAAGGUCUUUAAAGUAGAGGGAGAUAUCAGUAACAUAAACAUAACACAAGGAUCAAGUGCCUUAUUAGACUGGUUUAUUGCAUUUAAUGACUUAUACAAUGUAAGGAGUGGCAGAAGUAAACCAUCUGGGAUUACAGGUAAGAUAGACACAAUUUUAGGCAAAGUACAUAAAGAAGAAAGAAAAAGGCAGCAAGUACACUCUACGCAUACAAUACAUAACAAACCAGAUAUAGAAAUACCCAGUAACAGACCAGUUAGUAAUAAUAUACUAAACACACACAGUACAAUUGGUAGUACACACAGUACAAUUGGCAGUACACACAGUACAAUUGGUAAUAAUAGUAAUAGAUGGUAUAAGGAUGGUGAUAUACUUAAUAGUAUACUAGAAAUAGAUGACACUCAGUAUAAUAGAACUGAUCAGAGACAUACUUUAAAUAUAAAGGAGAUAGCCAAUCUUAGACUACAUACACAGAAAAUAAACAGUAUGAGCGUAUGUCAUAGACAUAAAAUAUUAGUAACAGGAGGAAUGGAUGCAUCAAUUUGUGUAGUAGAUUUAGUUAAUUUAAAUGACGUAAUAAGGUUUGAGUCACACUCCAUGCAAAUAUCUCAAGUAAAAAUAAGAGAGUCAUCUGGGAAUGAUCCUUUAUACUUUGGUAGUGCAUCAUUAGACAGAGAAGCAAAAGUCUAUAAAAUAUCCAGGGAUAAUGGCAAGUUGACUAUUUCAUUAUUCCUGUCAUUAAAGGGGCACAAGUCCUCUGUUAAGUCCAUUGACUUCUCUAAUAAUAAAAUAUACACAAUGGGAAUAGAUGGUGAAUUACGUAUAUGGGGUAUGGAUGGUAUAUGUAUUAGUGCAUUUAUUCUUAGAAGGACAAUUAAGCUUAUGAUAUCCAGGGAUAAUAUUAUUGCUGUGUGUGAUAUUAAUUCUAUUUCACUGUUUAACCCAGAUACAUCUUCAUACAUUAAGGAUAUAAGCAGUAAAGGUAUUAUUACAGCGUAUAAGACACAUAAUAAUAAUAUAUUUAUACUAUCAGAUAGUAUAAUAAUAUAUGAUAAAGCAUUCUAUUCACAGAGUAUAAUACCAUUCUCAUGUGACAAGAUACAGUCUGUGUGUACUGUGCCUGGCCGGUUAUUCUUAGGUGGGUAUAAUAUGAUAUAUGAAGUACAGGAUAAGAAUGUGUACACUAGGGCGUAUGAUGGUAUGAUUAGUGCGAUGGAAGGUACUGUUAUAGGGAAUAGAUCAGUAUUAUUAACAGGUGGCCAGAAUGGGGAGGUACGUGUAUGGGAAGUACCUGAUAGGCAGGAUAAGUAAGGGUG